AUGAAAGAAGAUCGUUAAAGAAAAUGGCGCGACAUGGGGAGAAAAAACAACACAAAAUGCCCCGAAAUACUCCACCUCCCCCGACAAUCUACGCCUGGAGAACUAUUUAGAUAUUGAACCACCAAGCCGGGGCAAAUUUUCGGUGAUUUGGUGAAUUUCAAGAGAGAAACCGCCUUGAUCAUUUUGGAGGACAUGAUAAACGUGUGGUGAGGUUCAUUGUCUGAUUGUUGGCUGAGUGCUGUGUGUUGCUGAAUUCCUGAACCCUCGUGACUGUGUGAAUUGGAACUCUAUCUCCACCAGGAAAAUGCAACAAAAAUGCUUUAAAUCUGGGACAAAUCAAAGGUAUGACAUCGAAUGCAAGGUUACAGUUUGGUUCUCAGAUCAGUGCAUUUUACUCCAUCAAGAAAUCCGUUGUGGAGAAUACAAAUAAUCUCAACAACAAUGACGUGAUCCUGACCAAUCCACACACUGGUUUGUCUACUAGUACACUGUGUACCGUACCAUUAACCCAUUCCAUUGUCCCUAAUGGAGUCAACUAUACGUUGGUAAAUAACAACAACGCCAGUAGAACACAGAACGUCAUCAGGGCAUCCACUAUUAAGUUAUUGGAUACCUAUCAGAAGUGCAGAAUGAAGAGGAAAAGUGACGAGCAGUUGGAUAACCACCACGGCCAUGAGCAGAAACAAACAAGACAACAACAUGUUAAUACCAGUAAGAAUAACAGUAACAAAGUGAAGUCAACAACAUCUAAGAGUUCGUCAGGAGGAGAGGGCGAUUAUCAGUUAGUUCAACAUGAGGUCCUCUGCUCCUUGACCAACCGCUAUGAAGUCUUGGAGUUUCUCGGCCGAGGUACAUUUGGUCAAGUCGUCAAAUGUUGGAAGCGCGGUACUAAUGAGAUUGUAGCGAUUAAGAUUCUAAAGAACCACCCAUCCUAUGCACGGCAAGGACAGAUAGAAGUUAGUAUUCUCUCCAGAUUAAGUGCAGAGAACGCUGAUGAGUUCAACUUUGUCCGUGCUUAUGAGUGUUUCCAACAUAAGAAUCAUACAUGUUUAGUUUUCGAGCUUCUUGAACAGAACCUGUAUGACUUCUUGAAACAGAGUAAGUUUCGACCGCUCCCUUUGAAGCAUAUCCGUCCUGUACUACAACAAGUUCUGGUAGCAUUACUGAAGUUAAAGACGCUAGGAUUGAUCCAUGCUGAUUUGAAACCAGAGAAUAUAAUGCUGUUAGAUCCAGCAAGACAACCAUACAGAGUUAAAGUCAUUGAUUUUGGUUCUGCAAGUCAUGUAUCGAAAGCUGUUUGUUCUACCUACCUACAAAGCAGAUAUUACAGAGCUCCAGAGAUUAUUCUUGGUCUACCAUUCUGUGAAGCUAUUGAUAUGUGGUCAUUGGGAUGCGUUGUGGCAGAAUUGUUCUUAGGUUGGCCAUUAUACCCUGGAGCAUCGGAAUAUGAUCAGAUUCGCUACAUUACACAAACCCAGGGCCUACCAGCUGAGAAUCUUCUGAGUUCUGCAACUAAAACAUCUCGAUUCUUCAAGAGAGAUCAUGAUACAAACUUCCCUCUCUGGAGGAUUAAGGAAACCAAUGAGCAUGAAUCUGAAACUGGCACUAAAGCAAAGGAAGCAAGGAAGUACAUGUUCAACUGUCUGGAUGAUAUUGCUGCCGUUAAUUUCCCAUCUGAUCUUGAAGGAACGGAAUUACUAGCUGAAAAGGCUGAUAGACGUGAAUUUGUGGACCUAUUGAAGAAGAUGUUGACGAUUGAUCCUGAUAAGAGAAUCACACCAUUAGAGGCAAUCAAUCAUGCGUUUGUAACACUCGGACAUCUUGCUGAGUAUGCUCACUGCAGAAAUGUGAAGUCGAGUGUUCGUAGCAUGGAAGUUUGUAAGAGACCAGGUCAGAUCUAUGAUGCUAAUACAUCGGGUAUUCCAGCCAGCUUCGCUGGUGUGAUGCCAGUAACAUCUAGUGCAGGCAAUUUGAAUAUUGCGUUCAAUAAUCAGCUUAAUGCUGCUCUGCAGAAUCAGGGUACAUCUCAGACAAUUACAACGUCUGUAAGACCUCAAGGAAAUGAGUUCCCAUUUCUUCAAUAUCAUCUUCAGUCUGGUCCUUACAUUCCGUAUCAGCCACCACAAAUUGCACAGAGAGUAUCACAAAAUGUACAGCAGCAACAAGGAGGGAGUCAGUACCCCAGACCAGAUCCAUUUCAACAGUCAUUACAGAUGUACCCUUUGAGAGUUGAGAAUAGUGUUCCCAUAGUAACACAAACUCCACAACAUCAGUCACUAACAAUACAACAUCAAGUGUUUACACAGAACUCUGGUUUGAAUGGUCAUCACAACGGAUCAGUAGUCGUUGGUCAGCAUCAUCAAGCCGGUGGUCCUACUCACUCUUUACAGCCCAUUGCAUUACCAAUGUCAAUGAAUAAUGGAACAGCACAACCAGGAUGGCCUGGACCAGCUGGAGUCGCUCAGAAUCAAACUGUUCUACUCAGGAAUGGUCCUGUCCAAUCAUGGCCCUCCAGUGGGCAGAUGUUUCUAUCACCAUGGCAACAAGGGGCAACCGCUAUAGCACAACAGCCUGUCAUUCCGGAGACACAACCUCUUGCAGAAACUUGGAGACGGCAGUAUGUGCCAGCAGCAGCAAUGUCAUGGAGACCGUCUGACGAUCCUACCUUCAUAUCAGCCGAACCAAGUCCUGCUAUGUUUCAUAUGGAUGUAGAAGGCAUUUAUGAUCAUGUUGUUGAGAGGUCACAAUAUGGAGGUCAUUUCCAUCCUAUAAUGCCCUUGACUCCCCAGCAUGCUUUGCAACAAUCCCAGUGGAGUUCUAAUCUACCGCAAUCCACAGCGAGGAGCUCACAUACAAGAUUGGCUCGCAAGCAAGGAGGGCAGAAGACACAUACUGCAGCAUUUAGCAGCAGUUUAUCCCCUCAGAAGUCAAAGCGAGUCCGAGGUAGUUCCCCUCCUUCAACUAUCACCCAACCUCCAACUACAUCAACUAAAGCCUCAACAACCCAAGAAAGUACAAGGUUCAAUCGCAGUACUAAACAGGAGGCUGCUAACCUCAAGACAGAUGAUUCUUAUUCUGCUAAGCGUGAACCGAUAGUAAUACCAGACUCUCCUAGUCCGGUACCUAGUGUUAUUACAAUAAGUAGCGAUAGUGAAGAUGAACCAGAGAAGCUGACUAAAGGAUGUGAAGAUAAGAUGUGUAAAGCCUGCAAUGAUAACACUAUCACACACUCCUGCUCUUUAAGUAGCACCAAUAGCAUCUUAAGUCCAUCUCCUCAGCAACCUCAUCCCUACGCCUCCUCUUCCUCAUCAUCAUGUGAUUCAUCACUCGGAGUCUCGCCACUCAAGAUAGACUUGGAGAAGCUACAGAGACAGAACGUGGUGAGCUGUGUGACUAUUGGAGACACACCGGACGGGAGCCCCCAUCCGGCGUCUACUAAUGGUAAUACAGAGACAGGGUAUGGUAGAAAGAAUCUAUAUCAUAGAGAUAUGUCAGAGGGUUUAAGUAGUAGAAAGGAACCUCAAGUUAUUGUAAACAUACCUGAAAGUGGGACUGUUAGGUUUCAAGAACGAGUAAAGAAAGAAGUACACAGUGACAGUCAAGAAGAAGUCUUACAUCCAUUAAGGAAAGCUCAAGGUAGAGAUUUAGUCUCGGCUUUAAAGAAAGAACGACCGGCUCAUCAUUGUUCAGAUUCAGCUAUUGCUUUUAUUAAUCUUCCUCCCCUGGAAGUUGAUGCGUUACCCAUAAUGCAACCACAGAAGAGUUGUAAUAAGAAUGUCGGUGGUACGACUCUUCCAGCGUUACAUCGAAGCCCAGCACACCAUCGCCAACGACCGAGUACCUUGACAUUAUCAGCGCAGCAACAAUCAUCAAGAGGUCAAAGGUCAACAAGGGCUGAGCCAAUGACAUCACAGGUACAGAGGUCACAGCAUGAGAGAGUUGAUUUACAUGGUGGUAUCCCUGUCUAUACAUCACCUACAGUAACCCUUCCACCGUAUUUCCAACAGCAUAGUAGUCCCAGUCAUAAACCUAAGACGACUCAAUCCCAUCAUGUUGGUACGGCUCAAUCUAACGGUCAAUAUAUCUACUCUUAUGGCUCUACACCAGGGAUUAAUUCCCCAGUGACUACGACUCUCCCACCCCCAGGCCCACACAUUCAUUAUAAAUCUUCCUUACCGUCUCAUAUUCCACAUCAAGCUGUUCUUCAUUCACCAACCAUCCCAUCAGCUUCAACCACCUACCACCCUGCUGGUAUGGCCCCGCCCCCUGCUCAUUACCACCCUCAGUACAACAGACCUGUCUACCUACGCUCACCAUCCGGUAACAUUUACAGUACGUAUCCCUUAAGCCCAACCAAGACACAUCCGUACCAGUACUUGUACCAAGGGUUCUCUGCCGAUUGACUUGUUGCCUUGCGAGACAAAUUUGCUCAACUCCAUAUGUAGGAAUGUCCUCUCAGUGUUGAGGGCGUAAAAUGGACUGAUAGACGCAAAAACGGGUGAUAUGCAAACUAUGCAUUAAUGUAAAUCAACUUCGUAUACAUUAUGAAUUUCCCUAAUAGUCUUUAAAGGCAAUUACUGGUCAGUGUGUCAUGGUAAAAGGGUCUUUAAAAACCAAUCAAUUAAAGGGUGAAGCAGGUGUAGCUAUAAUUAGUUGAUAUUGGAGUUUAAACAAAGUCAUUCUUACUUGGGUGACAUGAUAUGAAUGGGUUUACAUAAUUUUCAUGUCAUUAUUUAAUGAUAUGAGAAAUAUUGACACACGAGGAAGAUUCUUAAAUACUAUGUUCGUGUCCCGUGUAAAUCUGCAAUACUUUUUAUGACAAAUAAAGAGGCAUGAUACAAAAUCACUAAAAGCAGUCAAAUCUGCCACAUUUUGUUCAUAUUUUAAGUUGAGGGAGUUUGCUUCGCAGUUUUCCCAAUAAAUUGAUUGGGAAAAUGCAUGUUGUGUCCGAUAUGCAAUUGUGUGCAUAAUUUUUUAUAAUGGCUACAGUGGAUACCGUUUUGUGUGAAGUAAAAAUCAGUCCAAUGUUAAGGAUGGAAACCAUGUACAGUGUUUCUAGUAGAUAGUUUAUUGAUGGUUGAUGUUUUUAUGGAUUCUAUGAGAUGUAUUUCCACAGAGGAAUAAUAUCUUAUUGUUUGAAGAACAGAAAUUUGAAGACAGAAAGAUUUGCUAACUGUUUGUCAUCUUAGGGUAUGUUGUACCUAGACUUUAACUUUACUGCAUGCGGUGUAUUUUUUAGUUGUUGUCUGAGCUUUUUGAUUAUGAAUUUGAUGUGUUUGAUGUACACAAGGUUAAUUCACAUUAGCAUUGAAGACUUUGUUUCCAUUUUAAAUGUUUCAUAUUUAAACAGUAUAUAAAGGUUGUGUGCAUUGGACAAGUUAUUGUUUAAACUUGUUUUAUUGGUACAAUUUGGUGUUGCAUGUUUGAAUUUAUAAUAAUCCAAGAACGAUACUGUGCCCGUGUAGUCCAUAGUAGAUUUUAAAAUUGUAGUUGCUUUGAUUUUAAUCCUGUUUUAUGACUGAUAUUUUAGUUCCAUGUGAGCAUUAUACACAUGGUGAUUGUACUUGUAUCUUAUUGUCAAUACGUAUCGAUACCAAUUGAUUUUUUGUAAAGUUCUAUCGUAACCACCCCAGUUGUAAUUAUACUUGACUUGUAGAGAAUGGAAUAAUGUACAGUAUAUAAGUACUGGUAUUUUGGGGACCAGUUGUUAUAAACUACUUCCCCUUGUGUAAUAAUAUCAGAUGUAGAAUUAACCAAUGAAUAGAGAAUUGAUACAAAGACAAAUACUUGUAGAUCUUGCUAAGUAAAUUUAUCCAGUGGUAACACUAGAGCAUUGUACAUUUGUAGAUGAAAAAAAUACUAUUUUUAUGACAAAGGGAUUGAUAAUGGUAUAAUUGCAAUGAAUAGUUUGUGGUUUGAGGUGGGUUGCCUUUAAGCGCUGUGUGUUUAGCUAAAUUUAGAUUUGUCAUUUUGUCCAGCAAUGUGUGCUGAAUGUUUGUGAUCUCCCUUUUGGAGUGAUGCAACUAUUUGAGUUUAGUGUAAAAUAUGUCAUAGUGUGCCGAACCUUUAUGCUUCAAUCCUCAAUGGACUGCAAAUCACAAUAACAUUGACUUAACAACUCAAUGUUUCCAUCAGUAUGCUCUGAUGGUCUUCAAGUGAGUCGCUAACCACCAAUUCUUUUCAGAAUCAACAAUCCUUAAAAUAGAUAGUUCACUAGAUAGUAAAAAGUUUCAGAUGCUACGGAGAGCAAAGUGGUUUUGGAUUGAAGUAUGCAAGAUUUGUUCUAAUAAUAGACUAACUGUAGCCAGUGAGUACAAUGUACGGCACCCAAACUCAGUAGUGCAGUGAUACAUUGAAGUACAUAGCUUUAUUAAUGUUAACAAGUAAAUUCUAAAGCUGUGAUCGUAAAAAGUUAAUAAGAUUGGUUGUAUAGAGAUGGACUAUUUUUGCUAGACACUUUGAUGUUUUUUGCUGUCUCUUCUAGAUUUGGAAAUGACAGAAACUUACUUGGUUUACGACUCUCAGUGUCUUUCCCGCCAUGGCUGCUGCAUUGAUUCAAAGUGAGGCAUAGGUCAAAUCAGUUGUGGCUGAUCUAAGGCUGUGUCUAAACAGCGGCUACAGCUACGGCUAGAUCGUGUGCAUCUGGCUAUUCUUCAACAUAGACGGACGCACUGAUCUAGUCAUAGCUGCCCCCUUCUCUGGCUAAGGUUGUUUCCGAAAACAGGACUACGGCUACAGCUACGGCUAAGUCACGCACGUCUGCCUAUUCUUCAACACUUGAAGACUCGCUGAUAUAGCUGUAGCCAAAGUCGCUGUUUCGGACACGGCUAGUGUUGAUUUUUAUGAUCCGAAUCUUGACUUUGAAUCCAAGAUGGCAUACAGGGUAGCCAAGUCCAUCCAAGUCUAGUGCCGUCCGAUAUACUAAUCUGAGGCAAAUGUACAUACACUAAGUAUCUAGAGUGUAGAAUGAUAUGCAGUACAUGGUCAUCUUGAUUUAUAAAUAUCUAAUAAGAGUUAACUUUAGAGGAAGUUUUUUUUUAAUAAGUCUGCACAUUUCAUAAAAGUUGGUUGGUGCUUCUACCAUUAAUGGAAUAUUUUAUGAACAGUAUUUUAUAGAUUUUAGGAUUUUAGAUUGAAUGAAGAUCUUUGUAUCUGAUGAAGUCUUGUGAGGAUGUUCAGAUGGAGGUAAAACUUGUAAAUCUUCUUUAUGGACGAUCCUUUAUACCUUAUGUCUUACCCCCCCCCCCCCUCCCUCCCU
Asterias rubens (European starfish) is the source of this 7258-nucleotide messenger RNA. RefSeq names its product homeodomain-interacting protein kinase 2-like. The record is from RefSeq and is a predicted model, not a curated record. Gene Ontology annotation, molecular function: ATP binding; protein tyrosine kinase activity; protein serine/threonine kinase activity. Gene Ontology annotation, biological process: peptidyl-threonine phosphorylation; peptidyl-serine phosphorylation. Gene Ontology annotation, cellular component: nucleus; cytoplasm. NCBI's taxonomy places the organism in Eukaryota, Metazoa, Echinodermata, Asteroidea, Forcipulatida, Asteriidae. The transcript has 15 exons. The coding region runs from base 345 to 4403 and encodes 1352 amino acids.